Molecule: messenger RNA, 2688 nt
Organism: Fraxinus pennsylvanica
Lineage: Eukaryota; Viridiplantae; Streptophyta; Magnoliopsida; Lamiales; Oleaceae
Source: the annotation of a GenBank genome assembly
AUGGAGGAUGCUAAAGAUUUCAAAGAACAUGGUCCUCCUGAAUCUUCUCUUGGACCAAUAUUAUCCUCUCCAGACAAGGAUCAAUCAUCUAAUGCUUCUCUGACAAACCAAGAUGGUAAUGGAGAAGUGGAAUCUGACACUCGGGAGCCACUGAUCGAUGUUUUUAAACCAGAUCCUUUAGAUGAUGCUUUUGAUGACGAAAGUCCAAAACUUCUGUCAGAAAAUCCGUUUGCCACUUCUAAUGUUCCUGCUGACGGAAUAUGUUCAGAACAUAACUUUGGCGUACCUGUAGUAGUUUCACAAGAAGCCACACUCGUAAAAUCAGAGAAUGAAGUACAACUGGUGUAUCAGGAAGUUAAGAAUUCAAUAAUUCUUUUGGAAUCGAAUUCAUUUACAUUGGAAACAAAUGCCCAUGAUGCUUCACCAAAAUCUUUAGGUAGUGCUCUUGAUAGUCAUAAUGUUGAAGAAAAUGAUGCUUCUAAGGGGCCUCGAGUUGAGCAUGAGGCCUCAAUUGCAGUAGCUAUGGAUCAGGACACAAUUAAGCCUCAGAAAGAAGAAAAUUUAGAAGCCAAAAUUGUAUUGCAGCCAUCGUCAGAAGAAGAUAAUAAAAAUUCAGCUCAAACAAGGAAUGAUACGGUUGCUACUCUUAUUACUGAAGUUUCUGUUAAUUCUGACAUGACAACAAAAGCCACGGAAUGCGAUAAACAGCCGGGAAAUAUUGAGCUGAAUUUUGUCCAAAUCGAUACAGCUGCACCUUUUGAAUCUGUUAAGGCUGCUGUUUCGAAGUUUGGGGGAAUUCUUGAUUGGAAAGCCCACCGAGUGCAUACUAAGGAGAGACGAAAGUUCAUAGAAAUAGAACUGGAGACAGCCAAGGGGGAGAUUCCGUUGUAUAAAAAACAAGUUGAGGAUGCUGAAGUGGCUAAGAUACAAGUUUUAAAAGAACUAAACAGCACUAAAAGACUCGUAGAAGAUUUGAAGCUUAAUCUGGAAAGAGCACAAACAGAAGAACAUCAAGCAAAACAAGAUUCUGAACUCGCAAAACUUAGGGUGGAAGAGAUGGAGCAAGGGAUUGGCGAUGAGGCUAGCAUUGCAGCCAGGGCACAGCUUGAGGUUGCUCGAGCCAGGAACGCAGCCGCGGUUUCAGAGCUUAAAACUGUUAGAGAUGAAUUGGAACAACUAAGGAAAGAUUACACUUUGAUGAUAACUGAGAAGAAUGCUGCAGUGCAGAAAGCGGAAAAAACUGUUUCUGCAGCAAAAGAAGUUGACAAAUCGGUGGAGGAUCUGACAAUUGAACUCAUUUCAGCAAAGGAAUCAUUGCAGUAUGCACAUGAUACACACCUAGAGGCAGACGAACACAGAGUUGGAGCAGUUGUGGCAAAAGUGGAAGACACUCUGAAUUGGGAGAAGGAAUUAAAGGAGGCAGGUGAUGAGUUAGAGAAACUAAACCAGCGAAUGUCAUUGGCCAAGGAUCUGAAAUCAAAAUUGGAUACUGCCUCGGGAUCACUACAGGAUUUAAAAGCUAAAUUGGCAGCUUAUAUGGAAUCAAACUCAAAGCAGGAAACUGUUGAAGAAGCUAACCUGACAGAUGCACUGGAAGAUCCAGAGACAAAAACACAUGGUUUUAUUAAAACAGCUGUUGCCUCUGCUGAGAAGGAACUUAAAAACACGAAGCUCAACAUUGAGCAAGCAAAAACUGAAGCUAACAUCUUGAAGGUGGAAUCCACAUCAUUGAAGUCAGAACUGGAGAAAGAAAAAUCAGAAAUUGUCAUGUUUCAACAGAGAGAAGGAAUGGCGUCAAUUGCAAUUGCAUCUCUUGAAGAUGAGCUGAGAAGGAUAAAGUCAGAGAUUGUCAUUGUUCAGAAGAAGGAAAAAGAAGAAAGAGAUAAGAAGAUGGAACUUCUCAAGAAACUUCAAGAGGCAGCUCAAGAUGCAGAGAGGGCAAAGACACUUGCCCAAUUGGCUCAAGAACGGCUUCAGGAGGCAAAUGAAGAAGCUGAAGAAGCAAAAGCAGUAGCAAGUACCAUGUUAAGUAGAUUACCUAUGGCUCAAAAGGAAAUAGAAUCAGCUAAAGCUUCAGAAAAAGUGGCAUUAGCAGCUAUCAAUGCUUUGCAAGAGAGUGAAUCUGCUACCAACGAUGAGGAUUCACCUGCUGGUUUAACACUUUCUUUAGAAGAAUAUUAUGAUCUUAACAAGCGGGUCCAUGAGGCAGAAGAGCUAGCUAACAUGAAGGUGGCUGCGGCUAUCUCCCAAAUUGAGGUAGCGAAGGAGUCUGAGUUAAGGAGCUUGAGUAAUCUGCAGGAAGUAGAUCGUGUGAUGGCUGAAAGAAAGGAUGCUCUAGAAGUUGCACUAAACAAGGAUGAGAAAGCCAAGGAAGAAAAGUUAAGAGUAGAACAGGAGUUAAGAAAUUGGAGGGCUGAGCAUGAGCAAAAACGGAAAGUUGAGAAAUCUGUUCCAGGCGGGGUAAACCCAAAUGGAACUCCAAGAACAAGCUUUGAGGAAAAAAAUGAACCUGAGAAUUUGGUUAGCACAACUAAUAUUCAGCUUGAGGAUGGUCCUAAUCCAGAUACGGAUAACACAGAAACUGAUUCAUCGCGAGAAGUAAAAGCUACCCAUAAAAAGAAAAAAUUCUUCCCACGGAUCUUCAUGUUCUUUGCGAGAAAGAAGGUACUGUCAUCUAAGUCGAAGUAA